Polyodon spathula (Mississippi paddlefish) is the source of this 1844-nucleotide messenger RNA. RefSeq lists its product as uncharacterized. The record is from RefSeq and is a predicted model, not a curated record. The transcript is spliced from 6 exons. Bases 130 to 1071 code for a protein of 313 amino acids. Gene Ontology annotation, cellular component: plasma membrane. Lineage: Eukaryota; Metazoa; Chordata; Actinopteri; Acipenseriformes; Polyodontidae.
GCAGGAAAUGACAAGGAGGCCUGCUCAAGCGAGAAACCGACAAAUAAUCACACAUAGUACCAACUAUUUGACAUUUAACUUGUUUUAGUUGGUUCCAUCUCUUCACUCAAUUCAGAGUUCAUCAGAACCAUGCUGCACAUUUUCAUCACCGUCACGUUGUGUUUGAAAGUUUAUCUAGGAGACUGCGCCAUGUUGCACCAAACACCGGCUCACCAGUUUGCUGCGGCUGGAGACACCGUGCAGACUUUCUGUUCUUGUUCUUACUUGGAUAUGCUGCGCUGGUUCGUGAAGAAGGACAGCGAAAUGAUCGCUCUGAACACCAGCUGCAAGGCAGGUCCUGGGUGCAGGAUCAAUACGAGUCGAGCGAGCAAUGGGGACUGCGCGCUGACUAUCCGGGACGUGCAGCCCGUCGACUCCGGGGUGUAUUACUGUGCAGAAUACAGUUCUUUCGCCAUGACCAUCUCCAACGGAUCCUUACUGAUCGUCAAAGACAAUUCCAUACAAAAUACUACAGUAACGGUCCUGGCCCCCGCUGUCUCCGGCAGCGCUCUCGAUUCCAAGGGGACGGUGACAUUAGUGUGUCUGGUCCGGGGUCUCUCCUCGCCCGCACUCUGGGUCCAGUGGUUCAUCUCUGGUAACCUCACAAAGUCAGGCGCUCCAAGCUCCUGGACCGAAGGGAAGAAGGGUGGAAACGGAGAGAGCCACAGCGCCACAAGCAGGCUGACAAUCCCGGUGGAGACGUGGCGGAGCGGGGCGGUGUGCGCAUGUGGAGCGCAACUGAACUCGAACACCGUCAUCCUCAGCAGGAAUAUCUCAUACACAGGUGGACUGGAACCGAAAUAUGCACGAUGCCUGGUUCACUACAGUGUCCUGGGGGGCUGUGGUAUUGUGCUGGUCUGUGUCCUCAUUGGCAGUCUUACCUGGGCUCGUUCCUGGAGCAAGGAAGCCCGGCCACAGAGCACUGAGACCAGCAGACCCGAGGACUGGGAGAGAGCCAAGGAGGAUCUGGUCACCUAUGCGCGUUUGGAAUUCACACCCCAGAAAAAACUGCGAAGAAAGAGGCCGGCAUAGCAGGCGAUAUUCCAGAUCAACAAUUCUGCACUGGAGAAGCAGCACCGCUGCAAGCUACACGAGGGGGGCGGGGCUAACACGCAUUCCACAGAAAACCAAGCGAAACAUUUCAGAUAAAAAUAUGCAUAAACUUUUAUUUAUGAUUUAGCGCCAUCUGAUUACAUCGGAUAGGAGAUGAAACCAUUUUCUAAAUAUGACGUAAUGUUGUUUUCUGAAUAAAUGCAGUGAUAUAUGUUUGUUAUUAUUCUAUGUGCUGUCUUUCAUAUUAUUUUGUACAAUAUUUGAAUAAACGUUUACUGAAAUAUGCUUUUAGUAUUGAUACAGCUAUAGAAUAAAUGUUACAUUUAAAGAAAGAUGCCAGUAUAAAAAUCGUUUGCUACAAUGACGCUUUUGCCUUUGUAUUGUAUUUGUAUAUUUUCUUUAAGUGCCAGUAAUAGAGAAUACCUCCUCUCACCAAGCAGCGGCGCAGCUGUGCUUUCAGCAAGAGCCCAGGCUUCCCACCAGCUCGGAAGAUACGGGUUCUUGCUUAUAUUUAUACAGAUAUUACUGUCGAUGUGCGGACAAAAUUUGAGAAAACGUCCCGACAAAGAUAGUAACUCCUGAAACAACGAUGUUUUGGGGACAUCCCUACUUUGUAAAACACCCUUUUAAGAACUAAAUAUGCCUUUUUUUAAAAAAAGUGCCAAAAUACUUAGUUCGUUGUCGACUUUCACCCUGUGUGGAGUUUUGUCUGACUGGAGUCAGAAAUCGUAAAUUUAAAAAAGUCAAUGAGA